UCCCACUUUAAAUCCUUUUUUACCUCCUGAGCCCCUGAGUAGUGGCGCCGGCGAUUUUCUUUCACUCUUCUCUGUUUCCUUGCACUUUGGGUUCUCUUCCGCCGCAACUUCCUCUCUCUCUCUCUCUCUCUCUCCCUCGCUCGCUCUCCCUCUCCCUCUCUCUCUCCCUCCCUCCUUCUCCUGUAAGGUACUCUCUAGAAUUUAGUGAUUCUCUCUUCGCCGCCUAACCCUGUUCAAGAGUUUUGAUGGGGUCGUUAAAGAGAAAGUCGGACGAAAACCCAUCUGGAGAAACUCCCCAGAAACAGUUUCACAGAGACAAUGGUUUGUUGGGGAGACUUGACGAUGAACCCGUCGCUUGCUUGCAUGACGUUUCUUACCCAGAUGGUUAUAUUCCUCCUCCUUCUUCAUCUUCAUCUGGUAAAGAAGGUUUGGAGCCUGCAAAAGUCUUCCCUUUCAGUCUCGAUCCUUUUCAGUCUGAAGCCAUCAAAUGCCUUGGAGAUGGAGAAUCCGUCAUGGUGUCUGCCCAUACAUCAGCUGGAAAAACUGUUGUAGCCUCAUAUGCUAUAGCUAUGUCUUUGCGAAAUAAACAACGGGUUAUAUACACUUCCCCAAUCAAAGCACUCAGCAACCAAAAGUUUAGGGAGUUCAAAGAGGAAUUUUCAGAUGUUGGAUUGAUGACAGGGGAUGUAACUAUUGAUCCCAACGCAUCAUGCUUGGUUAUGACCACAGAGAUUUGGCGUAGUAUGCAAUACAAAGGAUCAGAGAUAACACGAGAGGUGGCUUGGGUCAUCUUUGACGAGGUACAUUACAUGCGUGAUAGGGAAAGAGGUGUGGUAUGGGAGGAGAGCAUUGUUAUGGCCCCAAAGAAUUCUCGAUUUGUGUUCCUCUCGGCAACUGUGCCCAAUGCAAAGGAAUUUGCUGAUUGGGUUGCAAAGAUUCACAGACAACCAUGUCACAUUGUUUAUACAGAUUAUAGGCCAACACCUCUUCAGCAUUAUAUUUUCCCUUCCAGAGGUGAUGGUCUCUACUUGGUGGUGGAUGAAAAUGGAAAAUUUCGUGAAGAUAGCUUUCAGAAGGGUUUAAAUGCGCUUGUUCCCGCUAGUGAGGGUGAGAGGAAAAAGGAGAAUGGAAAGUGGCAGAAAGGCUUGGUAAUGGGUCGGCUUGGUGAAGAAAGUGACAUCUUUAAAAUGGUUAAAAUGAUCAUUCAGCGUCAGUAUGAUCCUGUCAUACUCUUCAGUUUUAGCAAAAGGGAAUGUGAAGCUCUUGCAAUGCAGAUGGCAAAAAUGGAUCUAAAUGGUGAGGAUGAGAAAACGAACAUAGAGACCAUAUUCUGGAGUGCUAUGGAUAUGCUUUCCGAUGACGAUAAGAAGUUACCUCAGGUUUCACAUAUGUUACCUCUUCUGAAGCGUGGAAUAGGAGUGCAUCAUUCUGGCUUGCUUCCUAUUUUAAAAGAAGUAAUUGAGAUAUUAUUUCAAGAAGGGCUGAUUAAGUGUUUGUUUGCUACAGAGACAUUUAGCAUAGGGUUGAACAUGCCUGCAAAGACCGUUGUGUUUACCAACGUCCGUAAGUUUGAUGGAGAUAAGUUCAGAUGGAUAUCUAGUGGAGAGUAUAUACAGAUGAGUGGCCGUGCGGGUCGUCGAGGUAUUGAUAAACGUGGAGUAUGCAUACUCAUGGUGGAUGAAAAGCUCGAACCAUCUACGGCAAAGAUGAUGCUGAAAGGAAGUGCUGAUUGUUUAAACAGUGCCUUCCACUUAAGCUACAACAUGCUUUUGAAUCAAUUGCGCUGUGAAGAUGGUGACCCAGAGAAUUUGCUCCGCAAUUCUUUCUAUCAGUUUCAAGCAGACCGUGCACUUCCUGAUCUUGAGAGACAAGUACAGGAUUUGGAGCUAGAAAGGGAUUCAAUUAUAAUUGAGGAAGAAGAUAGUUUGAAGAAUUAUUACAAUCUGUUACAGCAAUACGAGAGUUUGAAGAAGGAUAUUCACGAUAUUGUUUUUUCUCCGAAGUACUGCUUACCCUUUUUGCAAUCUGGUAGGCUUGUUUCCAUCAAGUGCACUAGGAGUGAGGAAAUUUCCCAGUCAUUCUCUAUCAAGGACCAGGUCACAUGGGGAGUGAUAAUAAAUUUCCAAAAGGUGAAGACGGCCUCCGAAGAUGAUGCAAGUAGAAAACCAGAAGAUUCAAGCUACACGGUGGAUGUUCUUACAAGAUGUGUGGUGAACAGAGAUAGAAUUGCGAAGAGAACUGUUAAGAUUGUGCCUUUAAAGGAGCCUGGGGAACAUGUUGUUGUUUCUCUUUCUCUUUCUCAGAUUAAUAGUUUAAGCAGUCUUCGUGUGCAUAUACCAAAUGAUCUUUUGCCCCAAGAAGCUCGGGAGAACACAAUGAAAAAGAUUUCAGAAAUCCUUUCAAGAUUUGGUGAGAAGGGAAUUCCUCUCCUGGAUCCAGAAGAUGAGAUGAAUAUUAAAAGCAGCUCAUACCAAAAGGCAGCUCGUAGGAUAGAGGCUUUGGAGAGCCUCUUUGACAAGCAUGAAGUGGCAAAAUCUCCUCUUAUCGAGCAAAAGCUCAAAGCAUUUCACAUGAAACAAGAAUUGACAGCAAAAAUCAAGUCAAUUAAGAAAACAAUGCGUUCUUCUAGUGCAUUGGCUUUUAAAGAUGAACUUAAAGCAAGGAAACGAGUUCUUCGGAGGCUAAGAUACGUUACGAGUGAUGAUGUUUUAGAGCUGAAGGGGAAGGUUGCUUGUGAAAUUAGUAGUGCUGACGAGUUGACCCUUACCGAGCUAAUGUUUAACGGUGUUCUAAAGGACAUUAAGGUUGAAGAGAUGGUAUCUCUCCUGUCUUGUUUUGUGUGGCAGGAAAAACUUCAAGAUGCAGCAAAGCCUAGAGAAGAACUUGACCUGCUUUUUGUACAAUUACAAGAUAUAGCUCGCAGAGUUGCUAAUGUUCAGCUUGAGUGCAAGGUUCAAAUUGACGUUGAGAGUUUUGCGACCUCAUUUCGACCCGAUAUCAUGGAGGCUGUAUAUGCUUGGGCAAAAGGUUCAAAAUUUUAUGAGAUCAUGUCAGUUACUCCGGUUUUCGAGGGUAGCUUGAUCAGGGCAAUUAGGAGACUGGAGGAAGUCCUUCAGCAGCUUAUUGAAGCAGCUAAAUCUAUUGGAGAAACUGAGCUUGAAGCCAAAUUUGAGGAGGCUGUUUCCAAGAUCAAGAGGGACAUUGUGUUUGCCGCUUCUUUAUAUUUGUAGUUCGCACCUGAAAACUUAAAUAUCUUUAGGACGACGCCUCUGGAGUUUAACAAGAAGGAAACAUAUUGGUAACUUACAUCGUUAGUGGAUAAAAAAACAUUGGAGCAUGCGGCGAAGAUGAUCGGAAUCAUUCAUUCUUUAGCUUGGGAAGAAUAAAUUGCGGAUUCGAAGACAAAAUUUGUGUAUAAUCCUUUCGAGUGUCACUGGGCAAUACCCAUUUUGUCAGACUCGGCGGGUUGAGGAAGUUUUGUUUUCUAACUAGUGUUUUUUUUUUUUUUUCUAUGGCUGGAGGCUGGACAGGCUUAAGCUUGUAUCAACAAAAUGACUGGUGUACUCGAAUGCCUCACUUGUCGUGCCCGGUAUGUGGGGUUGUAGUUUCAUUCAUUUAUUAUUAUUAUUUUUAGGAAAAUUUUGAAGAUUCUAUUCUAGAUUGAAAGCGGACUGCUUGGGAGGCUGUGGUAAAUUUUUUUGUAUUAGCACUAGGUGGUGCUAUAUGUCAGGUUGUGUAAUAUAUUAAUGCACCAGUUAAAAACUUGGGAGGCUGUGGUAAGAAUAGGGUAAUUUCAGGUUUUGUAGUAACACACACACAUAAGUGGGAAGCUCGUGGAGGAUGUAGACGGAUGGGCAGACCAUGGGCAGACCGUUGAAAACUUGGAUGAAGGCAGUGAGGGAGAACAUCUUAGUGGACGUUUGGUUCGUGAAUUCAGAAUCAUUUUUGAUUUACGUGUAUUUUUUGUGAGAGAAAUUACUGUAGCGAAUUACGAAUCAUGAUUCGAAUCAUAGUACGAAUUUACUAACUAAACACAAGUAUACUUGAUGAUAUGUGGGAAGAUCGCAUUGCUUGGAGAAGCAGAAUCUGUGUAGCCGGUCCUGAUUGUAUCGAGAAUAUGCUUUGAUGAUGAUGAAUAUGGCACUCAUACUUAGAGGGAAU
Messenger RNA from Morus notabilis, 4161 nucleotides. Its product is annotated as DExH-box ATP-dependent RNA helicase DExH9. Gene Ontology annotation, molecular function: RNA binding; RNA helicase activity; ATP binding. The transcript has 15 exons. Bases 246 to 3230 code for a protein of 994 amino acids. NCBI's taxonomy places the organism in Eukaryota, Viridiplantae, Streptophyta, Magnoliopsida, Rosales, Moraceae. Gene Ontology annotation, biological process: RNA catabolic process; maturation of 5.8S rRNA. The record is from RefSeq and is a predicted model, not a curated record. Gene Ontology annotation, cellular component: nucleus.